AUGCUGCCAUGGCAUGUGGAGAACGAAGUCGAUGACGAGCCGCGACCAGCGGACUUCUCUUACCUGGACAGGGUUCGGGCCGAGCCUGGGGCGGAGGAGGUGGGGUGCGAGUGUGGAGCCACCUGCGGGCCCGCCUGCCCCUGCGCAGCCCAGCACCCGUGGGGCCAUCUCUACGGUGCCGACGGGUGCCUGGUGCCGCUGCAGCUCGGCAUCGACAUCGAUGUUUUGCUGCAGGAGUGUGGACCCGGGUGUUCCUGCCGGGGCACCUGCGCCCCUCCCCCGGCCCAUCAGGAGUCCCCCGUGCACAUCCGCCGCAUCCCCAGAAAGGGCUGGGGCGUGAUAGCAGACUGCAAUAUCCCAUGCGGCGCCUUCGUUUGCGAGUAUGUGGGUGAGCGGGUGACGACGGCGGAGGCCUGGCGCCGUCUCCGCGACUACGACGCCGCCGGCAGGGCGCACGCCCUCCUGGUGUUCCGUGAGAUCCUGCCCUCCCAGACCGCCGCCCUGCGCAUCAACAUAGAUGCAACGCGCCAGGGUAACGUGGCGGCCUUCAUCAACCACAGGCACGGGGGCCAGAGAGUGCCCGCAGCUCCUCCCUCUCCAUGCAGCUGCGACGGCGGCAACCUCAUCCUCCUGGCUGUCCUGCCCCGUGGCUGCAUGGUCCCCUCCCUGCGGCUAUUUGCCCGCCGGAGCAUCGAGGCCGGCGAGGAGCUGACCUACUCUUAUGGAACCCCGGCCGGUGGGCACCCCUCCCGAGUCCAAGCCCCCUGCCUCUGUGGCACCCCAGCCUGCCGUGGUUUCCUGCCCCGUGACCCUGCAUAG
This is a messenger RNA of Auxenochlorella protothecoides, 819 nucleotides long. Its product is annotated as Histone-lysine N-methyltransferase SUV39H2. Gene Ontology annotation, cellular component: nucleus. Gene Ontology annotation, molecular function: histone methyltransferase activity; zinc ion binding; protein binding. The coding region runs from base 1 to 819 and encodes 272 amino acids. The transcript has 2 exons. The record is from RefSeq and is a predicted model, not a curated record. NCBI's taxonomy places the organism in Eukaryota, Viridiplantae, Chlorophyta, Trebouxiophyceae, Chlorellales, Chlorellaceae.